Messenger RNA from Maylandia zebra (zebra mbuna), 907 nucleotides. NCBI's taxonomy places the organism in Eukaryota, Metazoa, Chordata, Actinopteri, Cichliformes, Cichlidae. The record is from RefSeq and is a predicted model, not a curated record.
AUUGCGGGAAGCCAGGGAGGAGCUGGGUGUAAAUGUGAGAAUAGAAAAGGUGUGGGGCGUCCUGAAGCCACUAAGAGAUGCGUCGGGCAUGGUUAUUGCUCCUGUGCUGGCUAACCUCGGUCCUCUAGAGGAGCUGAACUUCAAACCAAACCCUGGGGAGGUGGAUGAGAUCUUCACCCUGUCCUUGUCUCACUUGUGUAACCCCCAAAACCGAGGCUACACACACUUCCGCACCGGUGACAAAUACGGAUACACUCUUCCGGUGUUUAGGAAUGGCAAACAUCGAGUGUGGGGCCUGACUGCUGUUGCCCUAGACCAUACCCUGAAACUCAUUGUCCCUCCAUAAUAGAGCACAACAACUGAACUCAACAACUGAAGGAUUAUUCUGACAAAUAUAAGCUUUGCACCAAGUGAAUCUGAGCAAAUCCAAAAUGGUUUAAUACAGCCGCUUUUGUUUUGGAAGGUAAAUUCCUCUCUUGAAUUUAUUAGAGUGAGGAAGAAGCUCUUUCUGCUAGUGCACUUUCUGAGCCUUAAAUUUGUAUGAUUGUUUAAAAAUGAAAAGCAGGUGUUGGAAGCUUUUCUAAGGAAGAACGUGAACCUGGUGGGUCAACGUUAUAAUUUUACACCGAGUGAUUCUUAUUCAAACUCUUUACGUUUUUAGGUAAGUCUUUUAAUUAUUUCUAUAAUAAAAGUUACCACCUGGGUUAAAAUAAAAUCAGUGAGUUGCUUUCUCAGAUCAAUUAUGUCACAUGACUGUGAAUUGUUAAAUGUUUGUCAGGGCAGCAAAGUACCGCUGUGACAGCCUGUUUCCUGUGUUAGCUAACAUUAGAUCAACUGAAGUAAUCGGAGUAUUUAGGAGUGAUGUGGUGUGUUGAAGAACAAUGCAAUAAACUUUGUUUUAAACAUA